CGGGGCACCGCGGGGCUGCGGGGCUGGCCCCGGGCGGGAGCGGACGGGACGAGGCCGCACCGCCCCCAGCGCCGCGUUCCGGUUCCGGUGCGCGGAGCAGGGCGGGAGGCGGCGGAGGCCAUUAGCGGGGAGAGCGGGAGCGAGUGAUUGGCGUUUAUCACAGCAGCCAUGUCCAUCGGGGUGCCCAUCAAGGUGCUGCACGAGGCCGAGGGCCACAUCGUGACCUGCGAGACCAACACCGGCGAGGUGUACCGCGGCAAGCUCAUCGAGGCCGAGGACAACAUGAACUGCCAGAUGUCCAACAUAACGGUGACGUACAGGGAUGGACGGGUGGCACAGCUCGAGCAGGUGUACAUCAGGGGCAGCAAGAUACGGUUUCUCAUCUUACCAGAUAUGUUGAAGAAUGCUCCUAUGCUAAAGAGCAUGAAGAAUAAAAACCAGGGUUCUGGAGCUGGGCGAGGGAAAGCAGCUAUUCUCAAAGCUCAAGUGGCUGCAAGAGGAAGAGGCCGUGGUAUGGGCCGUGGCAACAUCUUCCAGAAGAGAAGAUAAUUUUGGUCUUGGCCAAAUUGCUUUUUUUAUUAGGGGUGUUAACUUGACGACUUGUGCAUUGGUAUCAGUUUUGUUUAAUAAAUGUUUCUGAUAAAAACUC
This is a messenger RNA of Prinia subflava (tawny-flanked prinia), 649 nucleotides long. It is a transcript of the gene SNRPD3, whose product is annotated as small nuclear ribonucleoprotein D3 polypeptide. Gene Ontology annotation, molecular function: RNA binding. Lineage: Eukaryota; Metazoa; Chordata; Aves; Passeriformes; Cisticolidae. The record is from RefSeq and is a predicted model, not a curated record. The transcript is spliced from 4 exons. Bases 169 to 549 code for a protein of 126 amino acids. Gene Ontology annotation, cellular component: U2 snRNP; U12-type spliceosomal complex; U1 snRNP. Gene Ontology annotation, biological process: spliceosomal snRNP assembly; RNA processing.